GGGAAAUUCGGAAAGAGCCAACUGUCGCGGCGCGCGGCGAUGCGGUUGUGACAUCGGUCUCGAGGGAGCAGUCGCGAUCGAGCGCGAGGAGUCAGUCGGAUCGCGCCCGGGGGGGUGGACCAUGAAACAUGGAUACGUCGCAGGUCGAAAGCGGCGCGACUUUGGAGGAGAAACAUAAGGAAGGCUAUGAACGCGCGCUAACGAACAGAGGUCUAACGAACAGCGUGUCCGCGUACGCGAUGCACCCGCCGAUCGCCGAUGUUAACUAGCUAGCUAAUGCGACACUUCGCGUGAUGUCCGCCGUGAGUAAGCGCGCGCACGUACACGCAACGCACACGCGCGCGCGCACAUGGGCAGGUGAAUUCGCCGAGAUAACAGCGGGUUCAAUCGCCGAAUGUGGGCGUUGAACGUGCAUCGAUUCUGGCGAGCGCCGAACACAUGUAUGUAUCGCUGCUGCACGCCCGCGAACACGUCGGCAGAUCAACAAGUCGUGCACACAAACCGCCAAGUCGCGCAAGCGGGCACUUCUCACGAGUCGCUUGUGCGGAGCGCUGGCCGUCGUGUUGUAACGUGCCGCGACCACGCGAUCUCUAACGACGUCAAGUCAAGUCAGAGAGCACGCUCGAACAUGGAGAGCGGGCAGGUUGGUGAGGUACCGACGAUAUUCCACCCCCGACGCUCGCUCACGUCCAAUGUGAUCCUCAGCGAAGAUCAGCAACGUAGCUCGUUCCUCAGUCCCGUCCAGAUCGUCGUCGAGCUUGUCGAAGCUGCAGGAUGCGAGCAGCAGCAGGGCUGCGGCGUGACGGACGGGUGCGCCGAUUCCGCGUCGAGCUGCCGCACCCUGGAGACCACCGGAAGCGGCGGUGCCGUCGGCGGCGGCGGCGGUGGUGGUGGUAGUGGUGGUAGCGGAAGUGUGCAGACUCAGCCGACGGGUCAAAGUCAGGCGUCGACUCAUGUGACCCCGACUCCGACCCCGCUCGCUCAGCAGCCGCAGCAGCCGCAGCAACCGCAGCAACCGAGCUCCCUCUCGGCCUGCUACGCUUCCUGCUGCGCGGAAAGCGCGAAGAAGAUUUACUUCGGGGUGUGCGUUACGAUAUGCGUAACCGCGAGCUGGGUCGGGGCGACCCACUGCAUUAAGUAUUUGUACUUUCAUAAGCCGGACGCCGUCUCGCAGAGCUCCACCUCGAACGCCUCCGUGAACGGACUUCAUCACCAGCAUAUCAUGCCGCCGUACAACGCGCCUUUCUUCACGACGUGGUUCUGCACCAACUGGGAGGUCCUAUACUUCCCCGUGUACUUCAUCUGCCGCGCUACCAGGACCAAGUGCGCCAGCCCGUCUGAGAUAAUCGCGGAGAGCCUGCGCGGCUUCCGCGACAAGGGCUUCACCGGCGGCCGCUUCCUGAUCAGGUGCAGCCUCUUCUGCGGCCUGUGGGUCAUCACGAAUUACAUGUACAUACAUUCCCUGAGGAUACUCUUGGCCACGGACGUGAUGGCGUUGUUCGCGACCAACGUCUCCUGUGUCUACCUAUUGUCGUGGGUCAUCCUUCACGAGCAGUUUGUGGGCGUCAGGAUAGUCGCAGUGAUCCUCUGCAACACCGGGAUCGCGCUUCUCGCCUACAUGGAUGGCAUAACCGGAAGCCCCACGCUGGGUGGCGUCGUCUUGGCUACAUCGGCGGCAGCUGGCUCUGCUGUUUACAAGGUCCUCUUCAAGAAGGUCAUAGGGGAGACCACGUUCGGUCAAAUGUCUCUAUUUUUCUCACUCAUCGGUCUGUGCAACGCCGCGCUGCUGUGGCCGAUCUGCCUGGCCCUCUACUUCUCCGGAGCGGAAACCAUGCACUGGGCGAGGCUGCCUUGGGCCACGCUGCUCUCCGCCAGCAUCCUUCACUUAGUCGCGAAUAUGCUCGGCAACUUCAGCAUCGCGCUCACCUACGACCUGUUCAUCACCCUCGGGCUGAUCACGGCUGUACCUGUGUCCGCCGCAUUGGACGUGGUCCUUUACGGGGCGCAUUUCAUGGGCAUGAAAUUAGCGGGCAUGAUCUUCAUCGCGGUCGGUUUCUUCCUCGUGAUGUUCCCAGACAACUGGCCGGACUACAUAACGAGGCUACUCCGAAACAUAGUCCUCAUGAGUCACAGUGCAAGUACCUCGGAGGGCCAGCAAGGACGCAGGAGCGUCGUUAGGAGCCGCACCGCGUCGCUGCAGCAACGCCAGCACCGGCUGCGGAGCUACGGCGUCUCCGCCGCGCACGGCGACGGCCAGACGCUGCUGCCGCUCAGCAACAGCAACAGCAAUAGCAGCAACAACCAACAACCCAUCGGAGGCGGUGGCGGCGGCAGCGGCGGCGCCGCUAAUCGGCACGUUAACAGCUCGCAAGCGCAACAACAGCAACAACAACAGUACAGCGCGACCUCCGAAACCCAACCGCGCCGUGUCCUUCCCUCCACCUCGACCUUCACCUCGACCUCGACCUCGACCUCGACCACCGCCGUCGGCAACAGCCACCGGUGCGCGAUGCCACCGUACCUCGAUCCUCGCAAUCAGCAAGGUGGAGCAGGAGACACAGGCACGGCAUGUCAGGCGGAUCGUCGCGCGACGUGAUCGAUUACCGAACCGGUUACAUAAAGUCGCACCUACGCUCGCCCUCCGGAAGAGUUCGGUGACUAAGCACACCGUCGAGCAGCGAAUCGGUAAUUGAGAGGUCCUGCCGGCGCCGGCGGCGGGUGGCCGCCAUGAUGGGUCGCUUCGCCGGCGACCCGCUGGUCAGGGCUUUCCUCAACGUGUAAGCGCGAAUCCGAUCGGAAGGAUCGGAGGGGAAAGCGCUCGCCCGCCGCUGUCUCUUCAGGUCUUCAAGGCGACGUAUCCUCAGCGCCUUCUCGACGACGACCCUCGGCUGUGGCUCGAUGGACUUUUCACCUCUUCCUCGUGCUCGCGUCGGGGCUACCUCCCGUGCUGCGAGUUCAUUGACACACACGCACGGUUCGGGCUGAGAAUAACAGCGGGACUGUCGGCCGGCGAGUAGAGUUUCUCCGGUUCUCAUUACGUAUCUCAUUACGGAAGAGAUCGCGAGGGGACUCGCUGUCGUAUAUGUACGUAACGUAAGCAAUAACAAAGCGCGAGUUCGCUCUCAAGGUUCUCGGCUUCCUUUGCGAUUGCGAUCGUGUCGGCAUGGUCAGGCGAGAAGUCAGCGGCGAGAAGUCGUGUGGAUUUUUCCUCCGCGUCGUCUCGAGUGAAUAUUUUAUCCUCUUAGACCUGGCAUCGGCGAAUUCCGUCGAACUCCGUAGGACCAGCGAAGAAUCUAGAGGUGCGACGCUUGCGCGGACUGUGUUGUCCUAUCUUGAUGCUACGAAUGUACCUUGAUGUCUCGAAUGUACAUCACCUACUGCUCAGAGUUGGGAAAGUUACUUUGUAGAAGUAUCUAGUUACAGUUACAGUUUCUCUCUUUUUCACUGAAAAAGUAACUGGUUACAGCUACCAGUUACUGAUUUUCAAAAAUAACAUGUUACAGGUAGGUAUAGUUAUUUAGAAAGU
Harpegnathos saltator (Jerdon's jumping ant) is the source of this 3526-nucleotide messenger RNA. Its product is annotated as putative thiamine transporter SLC35F3. Bases 395 to 2596 code for a protein of 733 amino acids. Lineage: Eukaryota; Metazoa; Arthropoda; Insecta; Hymenoptera; Formicidae. The transcript is spliced from 12 exons. The record is from RefSeq and is a predicted model, not a curated record.